CAAAGCUGCUUCCUGGGUCUAAAAUGAGGAAUCCGGCUUCCUCCACGGCAUUGAAUAAGACACUGAUUCUCCCGGGGGGAAGCCGUGAUUGGAGGAUGACCUAUCCAUCAUUUCUGACAUCAGAAAUGGCUUGCGACGACCGGAGGAAGCUGGCUGGAGCUGCUGUCAAGUUUAAAAGAUUAAUGAUGAAAAGGGACAAAAAGAGAGAGCUUCUGAUCUGAACCAAAAGCUUCAGCACGAUGCCGAGGAGGGAAAAAGGAUCAUGGAAGAACCACUGGGAAGAGAAGGACUGAUGACUCUGAAAACCAGCCAUUUAGGGCACUCGCAUCUCUCUGAUUCAGAGAAUGAAGAACCAUUGCUUGGUAGGAUCUCUCAUCGAUCAGCUUUUGUUUUAAAAGGCAACUGUAACACUCUGACCUCUCUGGCCUGGAACAUUAAUUCCAAGAUUGAAAGGAGUCAAAGCUGCAAUGAUACGUUGAAUGAAAGUGGUUUACACAGCAAGAGGAGGACAACACUAGCUGAAAAAGCCAAGGUUCACACUGGAGGUUUUACAUCCACUGGCAUUCUUGGUGUACUGUUGUCUAAAGAGAACAGUCGUUCUUUCUCUGCUCCAGUGCUAACUUCUGAGAAACGACUCUCCGUAAACUCUCUCACCUCCUUUACACCUCUACAUAAGCCAGAGAGAUCCAUUAGUCCAGAGAGUAAUGACAGCAUUUCUGAAGAACUGAAUCAUUUCAAGCCAAUAGUCUGUUCUCCCUGCACGCCACCCAAAAGGCUUCCUGACGGUAGAGUUUUAAGUCCCGUUAUCAUAAAGUCGACUCCAAGAAACCUGAGGAAGAGCCUACAGAAGCCCACCACAUAUGAGGCAAGCCCAGUGAUUUUAAAGAAAUGGGAGCAAGUCUUCCAGGAGCGUCAGAUGAAGAGGACUCUGUCCAAGGGUACAUUGACAACAUCAACUGGAGUUGAAGAUGCUCGCACCCAGAACAAUAAUUUACCUUCCAAAAAGAAGCUAAAUCUCAAUGUGAUAGUAAGCAGUACCAAUGUUAUUGCGCAUGGGGAUCUUGAACCUUCUUCCAGUAAGGAACUGGGUCCACAAACUAACAAUGAUAAAAACAUAAAUUUAUCUGCCAGCGAGUUCCUCAGUGAUUCAAAUCAUAUGUCUGAGGACAGCACUACUAAAGAACAUAUGGAUACUGGCAAAGCCACAGCCCAGCAGUUAUCAAAAGUAAAGACACUACCUCCGUGUAAGUGUUUGGGAGAUGCCUCAAUGAAGCCACCAGUGACUCGACCUCACAAAAAACAUUCCCAGACAAAGACCAUGCAAAAUGGCCUUGCUGGGGAAAAUAUUACUCUUGUGUUUCCUCAGCGUAGGGGCCAGAAGAGGAGAUGCAAAACUAAGCACUUAGAACAAAAUGGUUCUCGUAAGAGAUUAAAACUAAAGUGUGGGGACAGCUGCACACAGGGCUUUGAGCUGCUCUUGAGGGAGGCUGAGAAGAGGUUGCACCAAGAGGAGGAAGAUAAAAAGUUUGCACUAAAACUUCAACAAAUGUUUGACAAAGAAACACGGACGGUCAAUCGAUGUAAAGGGAGUAGAGAUGAAUACCCAUUGCGCUCAAAAAGCACUGCAGGUGCAAACUAGCACUACUAGAUAACUUUGCCUUUUUGCUUUUUUUAAAAAAAAAACCUAAUUAUCCAAAUGAUAUAACUAUUUUUAUCACUUUUUUUUUUUUUUUUUUUUUUUUUUCCCGUCUAUAGACUUUAACAGAAAUGGGUAUUUUAUUAUCUAAAUUUGUAGGUAUCUGAUGUGUACAGCAUGAGCGCUUUAAUAUUAAACUGAAUCACCAGUGAUGCAGAGCUGCUGUUAUAUGGUAUUGAAGACUGAACUGUAAAUAUUGAUCACUUUUCUUAAAAUUGUGUGCGCUGAUGCUUAACCCCUUGGCAGCCAAGGGUUUGAACAUUUAUCUAUUUUAGCCACUUAUAGCAAGGGCUGUACACAAUACUAUGCAGUGUUUAUGCAUAAUACUACCAUGUGGUGGGUGGGCAAACGGACAUAGUGUCUUCUCUAACCAACCUUAUCAUGGAAUGUUAUCUCCAUUAAUAAAGCCUGGAACUUGGCCUUGUCUGUGUAGAAGAGACACUUGGUACAUUGUGAUCCACUGACGACGUUGGCUUUAUAUGUUCAGUGUUGCUAUUUCAGUGUUAAACACUAAAUUAUGGUUCAUCUAUUUUUUCAAAUGAAAAUCAUAUGUUCUCUAAUGCCAAAAUGACAAAUGAGUAGAUUAACAUUUUAUAAAUAAAUGGGACCUGCACACUUCA
This is a messenger RNA of Bombina bombina (fire-bellied toad), 2316 nucleotides long. RefSeq names its product ring finger protein 169 (gene RNF169). Gene Ontology annotation, biological process: double-strand break repair. Gene Ontology annotation, cellular component: site of double-strand break; nucleus. The record is from RefSeq and is a predicted model, not a curated record. The transcript is spliced from 5 exons. Lineage: Eukaryota; Metazoa; Chordata; Amphibia; Anura; Bombinatoridae. The coding region runs from base 263 to 1639 and encodes 458 amino acids. Gene Ontology annotation, molecular function: nucleosome binding; ubiquitin-protein transferase activity.